Notothenia coriiceps (black rockcod) is the source of this 1283-nucleotide messenger RNA. It is a transcript of the gene st6galnac3, whose product is annotated as ST6 (alpha-N-acetyl-neuraminyl-2,3-beta-galactosyl-1,3)-N-acetylgalactosaminide alpha-2,6-sialyltransferase 3. The transcript is spliced from 4 exons. Gene Ontology annotation, molecular function: alpha-N-acetylgalactosaminide alpha-2,6-sialyltransferase activity. Gene Ontology annotation, biological process: ganglioside biosynthetic process; oligosaccharide metabolic process. The record is from RefSeq and is a predicted model, not a curated record. Bases 183 to 821 code for a protein of 212 amino acids. NCBI's taxonomy places the organism in Eukaryota, Metazoa, Chordata, Actinopteri, Perciformes, Nototheniidae.
CGAGAGAGGAGACCAAUAACGGUACACACUCCAAUAUUUAUGGAGCCGAUGCCCGCAUAUAAGUGCACCGCAUCCACUCUCCCGGUGCAUGCGUGAAUACAUGCGUUUGGAGACGGAAGCGGGGAACGGCGUUUCGGGGAGGCGAAAACAAGCGGUCCACCAUUGUCUGCGUAGAAAUAAGAAUGGCCUGGAUGUGGAAGAAGAAGUCGUUGAUCGCCACCAGUCUGAUCGUGGCGGUGUCGCUCUUCGUGGUGGUGGUGAACUACUCGGAGAAGCCGUACUUCCUGCUGAAGCCGGUGUUGGAUCAGACGUUCAGCAGCCACUGGAUGUUCUCCAAGCAGCCGUACAAGGCCUUCAAACCUCACCUGGGCUACGUUAGCAUCCCCAAACAGGAACCUCUGAAGCUGCAAUGUGAGCUCUGCAGCAUCGUGUCCAGCUCCGGCCAGAUGUUGGGCCAGGCUGCCGGGGCGCAGAUCGAUCGCUCUCCGUGCAUCUGGCGGAUGAACAACGCGCCCACGCGGGGUUUCGAAGUUGACGUCGGCCAGCGCACCACGCUGAGAGUGGUCUCGCACACCAGCGUCCCCCUGCUGCUGCAGAAGCCUCAGUACUUCUUCGGACAGGCCAACGACACGGUCUAUGUGGUGUGGGGGCCGCUGAGAAACAUGAGGAAGGACGGGAAGGGCAUCGUGUACAACAUGCUGCGACAGGCGGCCGAGAACUACCCGCAUGCACGCAUCUACGUCACCACAGAGGAGAGGAUGAACUACUGCGACAUGGUCUUCAAGAAGGAGACGGGAAAAGACCGCUUGGAGGAGCAGUGAUCGAACACAUCUCUAAUUAUCCAGAUUGCCGCGAGCAGCCGAGGAGACGCGCCGCCUCAUCUUGAACUUGCUGAUCAGCAGAAACCAGCUCCGGCUGACUGACUCUCCAGUCAACCGAGUGACCAUCUCUCGGCCUGUAAUUUGAAACCAGAUAUGAAAAAUAUAUCGGGCAUUUCUGGACAGAGCUGAGGAUAUUAAACGCAAGGACGCUCGGAGGUAGAGAAGUUAUGAUGAUCUGAAGUGCUGGAGUUCCAAGACGAAACUAGCAAACAACCACUUGCCACAUUGCACACUAUUUCUAAGCAGACUUUGAGUAUGUUGUGUUUUUUUUUUUUUAAAACGUCAUAGUAUAGACUCACUGUACUGUUUUUAAUUAGUAUGCAAAUUCAAAUAAUUGUACUUAACAUUUAAACAAGAAAUGAAAGAAUACAUCCACCAUCAAAUAAACUGCAUUUUCGAUUU